CAUGGGGGUGCCCCUGGGCCGGAUCACGUAGCCACUGCGCCCCGAGAGCCAACGUAUCCCUUCCUGCGUCCGUGCCAUGGUCGGCCGCGGCGCCUCCUUGUGUGCGGUGCAGCCCGCGGUGGCUGAGUGCGGCCCAGCUCGAGAAGCCCCGCCGCUUGAAGUAUCCCCGCGCAAGAGGCUGCCCGCCGGGCUCGACCAAGAUCCAUGCAGCAGCCGCCCUGCUCCGGAAGGCGCCGGGGCCAGCGCAGAGCAGGGCCACUCGGCCGGUGGGGGCGGAUGGUGCCGCCACUGCCACACGAAGCUCGUGGAGCUCAAACGACAGGCGUGGAAGUUGGUCAGCGGGCCCGGGACUCCCCUCCGGGAUCCUUGCCUCUCUACCCUGCUGCUUGACAAGCUCCCAGCAUCUGGGGUUCAGCCAGCUUGCCGCCCCGAGGCCGAGAGCCGCUGUGACGUAUGCACCACGCAUCUGCACCAGCUCACUCGGGAAGCCCUGCGCCUGUUACAGACCCCCGCCAGCCACGAGGACCCCGAUGCUUCCCGAGGAGGUCUUGCGGCUCCCAGUCCUAGGGACCCACCUGGACCAGGGGGCCUCAUGGGGAGGCAGUCCCCUGUGGGACCUGACAGGAGGAAGGCAACAGCUUGGCCACCUGGCCCCAGCGUCCAGGUGUCCGUGGCACCGGCAGGCCUUGGGGGAGCGUUGAGCACAGUCACCAUCCAGGCCCAGCAGUGUCUGGAGGGUGUGUGGAGCCUCUCGAGGGUCAACAGUUUCUUGCCACCUACUUGCCUGGCUGAGGCUGCUGUAGCUGCUGUGGCUGUGGCCGACACUGUCCGAGACUGUUCCCCAACAGCAGGUUCUGAUCGAAUGUCUAAGGCGUGGGGCCGAGGGGCAGCAUGCACUACAGCCCUGGUUACUCCAGCCCCAGGCACCUCAGCAGGGAGUUCCACAGGUCCAUCGGCAGCGGCCUCUUUCUUUAUAAGGGCUGCCCAGAAGCUCAGCUUGGCCUCCAAGCGCAAGAAGCAUCACCCACCACCUGCGCCAUCCACUCGAGGGACAUCCACGUACCCCACAGACUUCAGUGGCACUCUGCAACUGUGGCCACCCCCGGUGCCCCCCUGCCUGCUCAGGGCAGCCUCUAAGGCCAAGGAAAACCCCAGCAGCUUUGGAAAGGUGAAGGUUAUGCUGCGCAUAUGGCCAGCACAAGGAGUCCAGCGCUCAGCCGAGUCCACAUCCUUCCUGAAGGUGGAUUCUCGCAAGAAGCAGGUGACGCUCUAUGACCCGGCUGCCGGGCCUCCAGGCUGUACAGGUCUCCGGCACGCCCCCACGGCGCCAGUCCCCAAGAUGUUUGCUUUUGACGCCAUCUUCCCUCAGGACUCGGAACAGGCUGAGGUCUGCUCGGGGACAGUGGCUGACGUGCUCCAGUCUGUGGUUGGUGGAGCUGACGGCUGCAUUUUUUCCUUUGGCCACAUGAGCCUCGGCAAGUCAUAUACCAUGAUUGGGAAGGACAGCUCACCCCAGAGCCUGGGCAUCGUGCCCUGUGCUAUCUCCUGGCUCUUCAGGCUCAUUGAUGAACGCAAGGAAAGGCUGGGCACACGCUUCUCCAUCCGUGUGUCUGCCGUGGAAGUGUGUGGCCACGACCAGAGUCUGCGGGACCUGCUUGCUGAGGUGGCUUCCGGCAGCCUUCAAGACACCCAGUCCCCGGGCGUGUACCUUCGGGAGGACCCUGUGUGUGGGACACAGCUCCAGAACCAGAACGAGCUGCGUGCACCGACAGCAGAGAAGGCAGCCUUCUACCUGGACGCAGCCCUGGCAGCCCGCAGCACCAACCGUGCUGGCUGCGGGGAGGACACCCGGCGUACCUCCCACAUGCUCUUCACGCUGCACGUGUACCAGUACCGUGUGGAGAAGUGUGGGCAAGGCGGAAUGUCUGGAGGUCGUAGCCGCCUGCACCUUAUCGACCUGGGCAGCUGUGAGGCAGCCCUCAGCAGAGGAGGGGAAACUUCAGGAGGACCCCUGUGUCUGUCUCUGUCAGCUCUGGGCAGUGUCAUCCUGGCCUUGGUCAACGGGGCCAAGCAUGUGCCCUACAGGGACCACAGACUCACCAUGUUACUCCGGGAGUCCCUGGCUACCACCAACUGCCGAACCACAAUGAUUGCGCACGUCUCAGACUCCCCGGCCCACCACGCAGAGACACUCAGCACUGUGCAGCUGGCUGCCCGUAUCCACCGCCUGCGCAGGAAGAAGGGCAAGCAUGCAUCCAGCUCCUCAGGAGGCGAGAGCUCCUGUGAGGAGGGCCGGGCCCGCCGUCCCCCGCACUUUCGGCCCUUCCACCCACGCACCAUGGUGUUGGACCCUGACCGCUCGGCUCCUGGCCUGUCUGGGGACCCCGAUUACUCCUCCAGCAGUGAGCAGUCCUGCGACACCGUCAUCUAUGUGGGUCCCGGCGGGACGGCGCUGUCAGACCGUGAGCUCACUGACAAUGAGGGACCCCCUGACUUCGUGCCCAUUAUCCCGGCACUGAGCCGACGCAGGCCCUCCGAGGGACCCCGGGACGCCGACCACUUCCGCUGCAGUACGUUCGCUGAGCUGCAGGAACGUCUGGAGUGCAUAGACGGCAGUGAGGGAGUCCCUAGCUCCAAAGGUGGCUCUGACGGACCCCAAGCCAGCCCGGCCCGGGGAGGCAGGAAUCCCUCGUUACCUGAGGCCACGUCCCCCAGGAAGGCUGUGGCCCCCACAGUGGUUACCAGUUGCCCUCGAGGCAGCCCUGGGCAAGAUACUCACCGGAGCGCCUCAGAGCCCUCUAAGACUGGCACGCAGGGUGAUCAGAGAGUGGAUGGUACCUGGCCCGAGCCACCUGCUCCAGACAAGACCACAGGAGGCGGGGGCAGGAAGCCACUGCCCAGUCCAGCCCCUCCGCCGCCUCGGCAGCCGGAAGCUCGAGGAGUCCCCACAGAACCUGGGGGAGAGGGCGCCGACGGCGUGCUGCGGACACCCCCGGUGGGCAUGAGUGGGCAGGCGGCUCGUGGGCGCCAUCUGGAGAGAGGCCUGCUGACCACCACAGUGACCCUGCAGCAGCCAGUGGAGCUCAAUGGCGAAGAUGAGCUGGUGUUCACAGUGGUGGAGGAGCUACCUCUGGGCGGACUCGCAGGGGCCACACGGCCCUCCAGUCUGGCCAGCAUGAGCAGCGAUUGUUCCCUGCAGGCCUUGGCUUCAGGCUCCAGGCCAGUCAGUAUCAUCAGCAGUAUCAAUGAUGAGUUUGACGCUUAUACCUCGCAGGUGUCUGAGGGCCCCGGAGACUCUGGGGAGCUCCCAGAGGGAGCAAUGUGGGCUGGUGGCAGUCCAGCCUCAUCCAUUGGUUCCUGGCUGAGCGACGUUGGUGUCUGCUUGUCUGAGAGCCGUGGUCCCACGCCACAGCCUCCCUUCAGCCCUGACUCUGCAGCAGGGCCCGGCCCACCAGAGUUUCCUACCCCAAACAGCUCCUUAGAGGAAAGCAAGGUCAGGGCCUCAGAGUGUGGAAGACCAGACAAUCCUGGCUCAGUCCGGAGUCCCCACCCUGGGGAGGCGGUUACAACGACUCCGACACAACUUGGCAGAGAGCCUUGGGCCAGGUCUCCGCAUGAGGCAGCCUCAGCCCAGACACUCCACUCCAGCCUGCCCCGGAAACCCAGGACUACCUCCACAGCCAGCCGAGCUCGUCCUAGCCGGGGUCCAUACAGCCCCGGCAGCCUGUUUGAGGACCCUUGGCUACUCCGGGCAGAGGACUGUGACGCACGCCAGAUAGCCUCCACAAGCCCAACCCCAGGCUCCCCUCGAUUGCCUGAGACUCAGAUAAUGCUGGCUUGUGGCCAGAGAGUGGUGGAUGGGUGUGAGGUGGCAUCCAGAAUAUCCCGGAGACCAGAGGCUGUGGCUCGGAUCCCACCUUUGCGGAGGGGAGCCACCACGCUGGGAGUGACCACACCUGCCUCGUCCUGUGGGGACGCUCCAGCAGAGGCAGUUGUCCAUUCAGGAAGCCUGAAGACCACCUCCGGCAGUAAGAAGAGCGUAUCUCCCAAGGGGGCCUUCUUUCCAAGACCUAGUGGGGCAGGUCCCCCAGCCCCACCUGUGCGCAAGUCUAGCCUGGAGCAGAGCAUGGCCCUUGCCCCUACCCAGGCCCUGGGACUGACCAGGGCAGGGACUACUUCUGCCUUCCGAGGGGAGGAGGAAGUCAGGCCCAGUGGUCGGUCUGAUUCCUCUGUUCCCAAAGCCACAUCCAGCUUGAAAGCCCGAGCUGGCAAGAUGGAGGUGACACACCGUCCCUCUGGCCACAUGUCCCUGGAACGAUGUGAAGGCCUGACCCACGGCAGCAGCAAGGUCAGAGAUGUCUCAGGACGGCCACCAAGGGCUGUGCCCAGGUUGGGUGUACCACCCGCCAGCCCUCCACUUGGACCAGCACCUGCCUGUAGGAGCAGCCCAGCUAAGGGUGUUGGAGCAACCAAGCCUCCAGCUGGUGGGGCUAAGGGUCGUAAUCUGGGGCCUAGUACAUCUCGGGCACUGGGUGCUCCGGUGAAGCCACUGGCGCCUGUGGCGGGCAAGACAGCUGGUGGCUCUGUGCCAGGACCCCGAACUGUUCCACGGGCUGUGCCGGGUAUUGGGGCCAAGGCAGGCAGGGGCACCAUCAUGGGCACUAAGCAGGCAUUCCGGGCUGCCCAUAGCCGCGUCCACGAAUUGGCAGCCAGUGGAUCUCCUGGUCGAGGCGGCCUCUCCUGGGGCUCGACGGACUCAGACAGCGGCAAUGACAGCGGAGUGAACCUGGCUGAGGAGCGACAGCCCGCGAGCCCCGCCCUGCCCUCCCCCUACAGCAAAGUGACAGCACCGAGGAGACCCCAGCGCUAUAGCAGUGGCCAUGGCAGUGACAACAGCAGCGUGCUGAGCGGGGAGCUCCCCCCUGCUAUGGGCCGUACCGCCCUGUUCUACCACAGCGGCGGGAGCAGUGGGUACGAGAGCAUGAUCCGGGACAGCGAGGCCACAGGCAGCGCCUCCUCAGCCCCGGACUCCAUGAGCGAGAGUGGAACAGCCUCCCCGGGUGCCCGUUCCCGCAGCCUCAAGUCCCCAAAGAAAAGGGCCACAGGUCUACAGCGGCGGAGGCUGAUCCCAGCUCCGCUUCCUGAUGCUGCCGCCUUGGGCCGCAAGCCCAGCCUCCCUGGGCAGUGGGUGGACUUGCCCCCUCCCCUGGCCGGCUCUCUGAAGGAACCCUUCGAGAUCAAGGUGUAUGAAAUAGAUGACGUGGAGCGUCUGCAGCGGCACCGGCUACCUCUGAGGGAGAAUGAAGUCAAGCCCUCCCAGGAUGUGGAGAAGGGCCCAGUGUGCAUCAGCUCCAAGCUCCGCCUAGCUGAGCGCAGGCAGCAGCGGCUACAGGAAGUGCAGGCCAAACGUGACCACCUCUGUGAGGAGCUGGCUGAGACCCAGGGCCGGCUGAUGGUGGAACCCGGGCGCUGGCUGGAGCAGUUUGAGGUGGACCCAGAGCUGGAACCGGAGUCAGCUGAGUAUCUGGUGGCCCUGGAGCAAGCCACAGCUGCCCUGGAACAGUGUGUUAAUCUGUGCAAGGCCCAUGUCAUGAUGGUCACCUGUUUUGACAUUGGAGUUGCUGCCACCACUGCCGUACCUGGGCCACAAGAGGUGGAUGUUUGAGGCUGAGCACAGGGCAUAGGCGGGACGUGCAGGGCAGGGGUGUGAGCAUAGCAUGUGGGAUGGAGUGAGGAUGUCGAGGGGGAUUGGCAGGUUGAAGAUGCAGAGUCUGUGCAGGACCGG
Molecule: messenger RNA, 5785 nt
Organism: Grammomys surdaster
Lineage: Eukaryota; Metazoa; Chordata; Mammalia; Rodentia; Muridae
Gene: Kif26a
Product: kinesin family member 26A
Exons: 16
Coding region: 77-5665 (1862 amino acids)
Biological process (GO): microtubule-based movement
Molecular function (GO): microtubule motor activity; ATP binding; microtubule binding
Source: RefSeq, a predicted model, not a curated record